GUUUUUUGUCAGAGACACCUAUAAAUUUCAUUAAAUUCUGCCAAAUUGUCGAUAUAUUAGUAAUAACUCGAUAUUAUUUAAAUUUAGCAUAUUAAACCAUGUUCAAGCUAAUAACGUGGUUCAAGUCCCGACCGAACAAAUUAGGCGUUAGAUGCUAUCAAAAUCGCCUGCCCACUGGCCGUGCCACACGCCCAUCUUGCGGGACGGACGGCAGGCGGAGCCGAUUCGGAUUCGUUGGAGGAGACAUUGGCGACCACAACAUGUGGCGACCCCGCCCCCGCGAGCUGCACAUCAAUCGGUUUCCCUGCGCCAAGACCGAGUCCAAGGCGGGGUCAAAGGUGGUGCAGGGCGAGGCCAAGUGGGCGGUGGACGAGGGGCCCACGCUGCGCUGGGGCAUUGCGCCCGUCAGUCUGAUGGCGGACGACUUUGCCGCCGCUCUGAGUGUCCUUCCGGAGCAGCACCACCGCAUCGUGUCCUGCGUGGCCGCCUACCAGUCGCACGCCCUCGCCUUCGCCGAUCGCCAUCACGUGGAGAACGUGUACACCAGCUUCGAGGAUCUGGCCAAGUGCCCGAAUGUCGACGUUGUGUACAUCUCGCCGCUGAAUCCGCAACACUCGGAACUGUGCCACCUGAUGUUGAAUCACGACAAGCACGUCCUGUGUGAGAAGCCGCUGUGCAUGACGGAGGAGCAGGUGACCAAGCUGCUGGAGAAGGCGCGGGCACGGGGUCUCUUCCUCAUGGAGGGAAUGUGGCCGAGAUGCGUGCCCGCCUAUCAUUACCUGCGGCACCAGAUCCUGCGGAAUCGUCUUGGAGAACUGAAGCAUGUCCACUGCACUCUGGGAUUGCCCGUUUCCCAGGGGAGACUCUCACUUUACGGCGGAGUCACUAGUGACUUUGGCGUCUACGGCAUGCAGCUGGCACUUUGGGUGUUUCGGGAGGUGCCCCGCUGCCUCAAGGUCAGUGGCAAGGUCAACGCGGACCACGUGGACGUGGCCGCCGAUAUCGAACUUUGUUUCACCCGCGGCAAGAGGGCCUUCAUCGAGGUCAGUUCGGAAAAGAAGCUUAGCAAUCAAGCCAUUAUCCAUGGCAAAGAUGGGUCCAUUAAAAUGAACAACUACUGGUGUCCCACACGUCUUAUCACCGAGGAGGUGGACUAUGAGUUCCCAUUACCGGGUGGAAAGCAGGUGCCACCCACCCACUACCACAAUCGACUGGGCAUGUGCUACGAGGCCGAGGAGGUGAGGAACUGCAUCCUGAAGGGCAGCAACGAAAGCGACGACUUCAGUCACAGUGAAAGCCUCCUGCUGGCCAAUCUAAUGGACACCAUCCACGCGGAACUGGGUGUGGGUGAAUUUGCCAUUCGCAAGCAGGUUCCCGAUCUGCAGCGACAGAUUGAGGAAGUCCAGGAUGUAGUGGCGGAUCCCGAGGAACUGGCCAGCGAGACGUGCCGCGUGUUGCAGGAUGUCAGCACUUGUGGAACUCUGGAACCCAACCAGAAAGAGAAGCCCGAUCAGCUCAGGCCCAAGGUCAUCGAAUCUCCCUAAAAGUGGAAAAUGUCAUAUGGCACUGUCACCAGUCUAUGUAUAAUUUGUUAAGAAGAAUAUAUAUAGGAUUAUAUAUGUUUUUAAAUAAAAUACAAAAGUAAUCACUAA
Molecule: messenger RNA, 1652 nt
Organism: Drosophila rhopaloa
Lineage: Eukaryota; Metazoa; Arthropoda; Insecta; Diptera; Drosophilidae
Product: trans-1,2-dihydrobenzene-1,2-diol dehydrogenase
Exons: 5
Coding region: 99-1544 (481 amino acids)
Molecular function (GO): nucleotide binding
Source: RefSeq, a predicted model, not a curated record